Aspergillus mulundensis is the source of this 1500-nucleotide messenger RNA. RefSeq lists its product as uncharacterized. The record is from RefSeq and is a predicted model, not a curated record. The coding region runs from base 1 to 1500 and encodes 499 amino acids. The transcript has a single exon. Lineage: Eukaryota; Fungi; Ascomycota; Eurotiomycetes; Eurotiales; Aspergillaceae. Gene Ontology annotation, molecular function: hydrolase activity, hydrolyzing N-glycosyl compounds.
AUGACCGACCGUCUCACCACUCUACAAAGCUUCCCCUCUAAACCACGCGUCUUCAUCGUGUCGGAUAUAUCCAACGAACCCGAUGAUGCCGAGUCGCUCGUGCGCUACCUGCUGUACAGCCACCAGUUCCAAACCGAGGGCUUGGUCGCAUGUACUUCAACAUGGAUGAAGAAUAGGGUCUGUCCGCAAGAUAUGCACAAGAUCAUCGACGCCUAUGAAAAAGUCGUCGACAACCUCAACGCCCAUGUUCACCCCAGUGCUCAAUACCAGCCGGCGGACUACUUCAGAGGCCUCGUGCGCAAAGGCGCAGAGGUAUAUGGUAUGGAGGCAGUGGGGGACGACAUCCCUCUCAGCGAAGGCGGCGAGCUGCUCCUCGAGCGGAUCCAGCAUCCUAGCGACCAGCCCCUAUGGAUACUCUGCUGGGGCGGCACCAACGUUCUGGCCCAAGUACUUCUUCGCAUUGAGAAACUGCACAGCAAAGAUGAGGCCGCUAGGCUACGCUCCAAGCUCCGUGUUUAUGCCAUAUCGGACCAGGAUGACACGGGUCCUUGGAUUCGUCACCGCUAUCCCGACAUCUUCUACAUUGCGUCUGUCCACGGUUGGAACCACUAUGGUAUGGCUGCUUGGACUGGGAUCUCAGGGGACAAGUACUACAAUUUUGAUCAAGGAGGGCCUGACUUUACUAAAAUGAGCAAGGAAUGGAUCCGGGAGAACAUUCAGAUUGGCGAUCUGGGCUCCGCAUAUCCCGAUUACCUAUUCAUUCCUGAGGGUGAUACCGCUACUUUCUUGUACUUGAUUCAGAACGGGCUUGGUGUGCCUGAGCAUCCAGAGUACGGCUCAUGGGGUGGCCGGUACCAGCGGUCUGAUAUCAGUGCCAACGGCCUUGCCAGCCUUCACUAUGGUGAUGCUGUUGACAGGGUAGUUGGAGCGGACGGGCGGACAUAUAAUACAAAUCACGGCACUAUCUGGCGUUGGAGAGACAGUUUCCAGAACGACUUUGCUGCGCGCAUUCAAUGGUCUCUCUCACCGAACUUCGAUGCGGCCAAUCAUGCCCCGAUUAUCGCUGUAAACGGCGACACUAACCUGACGCCGUUAGAAAUCGAGGCUGAAGCCGGAUCAACUUUCACGCUCGACGCAUCGGAGAGUUAUGACCCAGACUCCGGCGACGUUCUGAAAUUCAAAUGGUUCCACUACAAGGACCCGAGCGCUACCCAGUGGUGGGUGGAUGCAGAGGUCGCAGAUCUAGUAAUCAAGCCCGUUGAUGAGGGCCGGAAGGUCGAUGUUACAGUGCCUCCACCAGAGAGGUGUUGCGUGGAAUUGAUGAGCAGGCAGCCCGUCCCUCGGGGACAGAACCUGCAUCUGGUCUUGCAGGUAACGGAUAGUGGUUCGCCUCCUCUGACGAGCUACCGAAGGGUAUUGAUUCAGACGACAAACCCUCGACUGGAGGGGGGAGGCAAGGGGGCUGAUGCUGUGGGUGAGCUGAUGGCGGAAUUUGCAUAG